This is a messenger RNA of Pelobates cultripes (western spadefoot toad), 324 nucleotides long. The record is from the annotation of a GenBank genome assembly. NCBI's taxonomy places the organism in Eukaryota, Metazoa, Chordata, Amphibia, Anura, Pelobatidae.
AUGGACCGGGGGGGGGGGGUGAUCCUGGCCCUCACCCUAAUCGAGAAACCGUGGCGAAAACCGGGGGGUCCAGCCGCUACGUCCAAAAUGGCGGACGCCAUGUGCGUAAGAGACAAAGGAGGGACCACCACCCACCCCGUACCAGCGGCUGAGACAACAGCUUCUGCCUCUAGACACCGCCAUGCAGGAAAGCGAGCUGUCUAUUACCUGCCCCAGCAACUAUCCAAACCAGCAACGAUAGCGGGAGUACGGAAAUACCCCGCGAUCCGACCAUUGCCGAGAGCAGAGACCGAGCUGAUCGCCAAGUGUCGUUCCCCUGCUUGA